GGGGGGUGACGUAAUCUCCGUCCGCGGCCGCGGCGCCCCGCCCCGCCCCGCGACGCCCUCCGCGAACCGCGCGAGCGCAGCGCAGGCGGUCCGCAGCAGCCGCAGCUCGGGGGCGGCGCCUGCCCUGCAGCCUCCCCUCGGCGAUCGCGCAGCCCCAUCUUUGUCCGGCCUCUGCGCUUUGUUCUCGGCGCCCGUGUCUUGGCCGGCCUGGCCAGCGGCCGAGCAGCCCCCACGCCGCGCUGGCGUCGUCCUCGCCUCCCUCGCCGCCGCCCCCCGCGCGCGGCCGGGCCUUGCCCCCCAUGGUGUCCCGGCCAGAGCCCGAGGGCGAGGCCAUGGACGCCGAGCUGGCGGUAGCGCCGCCGGGCUGCUCGCACCUGGGCAGCUUCAAGGUGGACAACUGGAAGCAGAACCUGCGGGCCAUCUACCAGUGCUUCGUGUGGAGCGGCACGGCUGAGGCCCGCAAGCGCAAGGCCAAGUCCUGUAUCUGCCAUGUCUGUGGCGUCCACCUCAACAGGCUGCAUUCCUGCCUCUACUGUGUCUUCUUCGGCUGUUUCACAAAGAAGCAUAUUCACGAGCAUGCGAAGGCGAAGCGGCACAACCUGGCCAUUGAUCUGAUGUACGGAGGCAUCUACUGUUUUCUGUGCCAGGACUACAUCUAUGACAAAGACAUGGAAAUAAUCGCCAAGGAGGAGCAGCGAAAAGCUUGGAAAAUGCAAGGCGUUGGAGAGAAGUUUUCAACUUGGGAACCAACCAAACGGGAGCUUGAACUGCUGAAGCACAACCCGAAAAGGAGAAAGAUCACCUCGAACUGCACCAUAGGUCUGCGUGGGCUGAUCAACCUUGGGAACACGUGCUUCAUGAACUGCAUCGUGCAGGCCCUGACCCACACGCCACUUCUGCGGGACUUCUUCCUGUCUGACAGGCACCGCUGUGAGAUGCAGAGCCCCAGCUCCUGUCUGGUCUGUGAGAUGUCCUCACUGUUUCAGGAGUUUUACUCUGGACACCGGUCCCCUCACAUCCCGUAUAAGUUGCUGCACCUGGUGUGGACCCACGCGAGGCACCUGGCAGGCUACGAGCAGCAGGACGCCCACGAGUUCCUCAUCGCGGCCCUGGACGUGCUCCACCGACACUGCAAAGGUGAUGACAAUGGGAAGAAGGCCAACAACCCCAACCACUGCAACUGCAUCAUAGACCAGAUCUUCACAGGUGGAUUGCAGUCAGACGUCACCUGCCAAGUCUGCCAUGGAGUCUCCACCACCAUCGACCCCUUCUGGGACAUCAGCUUGGAUCUCCCCGGCUCUUCCACCCCAUUCUGGCCCCUGAGCCCAGGGAGCGAGGGCAACGUGGUAAACGGGGAAAGCCACAUGUCGGGAACCACCACGCUCACGGACUGCCUGCGACGAUUCACCAGACCAGAGCACUUGGGCAGCAGCGCCAAGAUCAAGUGCAGCGGUUGCCAUAGCUACCAGGAGUCCACAAAGCAGCUCACUAUGAAGAAACUGCCCAUCGUAGCCUGUUUUCAUCUCAAACGAUUUGAACACUCAGCCAAGCUGCGGCGGAAGAUCACCACGUAUGUGUCCUUCCCCCUGGAGCUGGACAUGACCCCUUUCAUGGCCUCCAGCAAAGAGAGCAGGAUGAAUGGACAGUACCAGCAGCCCACGGACAGUCUCAACAAUGACAACAAGUAUUCCCUGUUUGCUGUUGUUAACCAUCAAGGGACCUUGGAGAGUGGCCACUACACCAGCUUUAUCCGGCAGCACAAAGACCAGUGGUUCAAGUGUGACGAUGCCAUCAUCACCAAGGCCAGCAUCAAGGACGUCCUGGACAGCGAAGGGUUCAAGUCAGUCUCCUGCCUCAGCCUCCCAAGUAGCUGGGAUUACAGGCAUGCACCAUCACGCCCGCCUACUUUUGUAUUUUAGUAGAGAUGGGGUUUCACCAUGUUGACCAGGCUGGUUUCAAACUCCUGACUUCAGGUAAUCCUCCUGCCUUGGCCUCCCAAAGUGUUAGAAUUACAGGCAUGAGCCACCGGGCCCGGCCCACAUCAGUUCUUUAUCAGCUCCUCUCCUUUCCAGUUUCAUUCCUUCAUGGCAUAGAGAAACCUGUUGACCCUCCAGGGGUCAGGGGGACCCCAGCUGCCAUGAACUCCCUGAGGGCUUUGCACUUCACAUUCUGAGCAACACGGAAGCCAAGCCCUCUUGAGAGGUUUUAUUUGGAAGAAUCUGGGAUAAAGGACAGCCUUCAGGGCGAUGAGGUGGAUCUGGACGGACCCACUUGAAAACAGUGGGCUCUGCACAAGGGUGAGGCUGUCACAAGUGGGGGAGAGGCUGUGGGAGGUUGGGUGAGGCAAUGGGUGACCUCGUGGCAGGUGGGGGUGGUGGUCGGGCUGCAGAGAUGGGCAGGGCCAGUGCCACCAGCCAGUGAAGCACUCUUUCCUCCUUGCGGACUAAAAAGCCAAAACCAUCAACUUGGGCCUGGCAGACCUGUGCAGAGCGCAGAGCACAUAGGCUUUUGUGUAGGGUGGGUUGUUCUGGCUCCUGUCUUAGGAGUUAGAGGUGAGCCGCCUCCCUCUCUCUGCCUCCACAGGUACUUGCUGUUCUAUCACAAACAGUUCCUGGAAUACGAGUAGCCUUACCUGCAGCUGGUCAGAAAAACAAAGGCAACGCAUUGGCAAGCCUCACAAAAUGAUCCUCCCUGCCCCCCCCUCCCCCAAGCCUCCCGCCGCCUCCCCGGCCUGGUGACACCACCUCCCGUGCAGAUGUGGCCCCUCUGCACCUGGGACCCAUCGGGUCGGGAUGGACCACACGGACGGGGAGGCUCCUGGAGCUGCUUUGAAGAUAGAUGAGAUGAGGGGUGUGCUCUGGGUGGGAGGAGCAGCGUACACCCGUCACCAGAACAUCUCUUGUGUCAUGACAUGGGGGUGCAACGGGGGCCUCACAGCACAGAGUGACCGCUGCCUGGCGUUCCCCAGCACUCGGUGUGGAAAGGCCCCUACCUGCUGUAAGAUUAUGGGUCCAUGAAAGCAGUAAGCUGAAGACACAGAGGUGUAGUGUGCGGGACAGAGGGCCUUGCAGAUGCCUUUCUGUUGGUGUUUUAGUGUUAAAAUACGGAGAGUAUGGAACUCUUCACUUCCAUUUUCUCAGCGGCUGUGAAGCAGCCUCCUAGCUUCGGAAGUACGGACACUACGUCGCGUUUUCAAGCGUGUCUGUUCCGCAGGUAAUUUAGCAUCAAGCUGCACGUGGAAGCAUCUCGCGGUUUUCUAGAAACAGGCAUUUUCUUAUCCCUCUCCCGCUCCUUUUUCCACAAAGAUGAAUUUCAUAAAUGUAAUACUAGUAAAGUGAAUGAAUUACUGAGUUUAUACAGAAAUUUAGGUAACUUCUCCUUUAGUCUCGAGAGGGAGUCUUGCUUUUUAAUGGGUGCCGUUUAUGUUGCUGCCCGCCCUGUGUGCCUGGCUCCUCUGGGUGCCUUGGUGUCUGCUGGUGGCUGGCAGUGGGCGCAGCGGAGGAGAGUUGUGCUGCAGCUCAUACGGUGUCUCUGUCAUCUCAGUCUGGAGUAAAUGCAGCGUCUGCCGGUGUCUGAUGGGUUCUGUCCCUCGUAUUUUCUUUGCCUUCUAUCCCAUUGCCUGGCUACCGCUGCCUGGCAGCCAAGGGUGUUGGUCGCGAAGCUGGAGUGGCCUCUGGUGGAGCCUGCAUCUUGUCUCGUCUGCCUCUGCUUUACAUUUGGUGUACUUUUGGGCAUGGUGGCAGUAAAAUGACAUCGUGAUUGAGCUUGUCAGCAGAGCUGAAAGAGAAAGUAGAAGGAUGUGCAUUGUUUCUUGUAAGAUAUCUUGCAUGUAUCUGUGUAUUCAAAUUCAAACAGAGAUGGUUUGUCCAUUUGUCCACUGAGAAAUUAUAAACUAGGGACAAGGGGGAGGAAAAGUACUGAAAUACAGUUUAUGAAGCAAGUGUGUCUCGGGCUGUGCUUGUCCCAGGAGCCCCAGCAGCAUCUGAACUGAGGCUUCUUCAGUCCUGCAGGAACAGGAUCAUCUGUCUCAGCGGUGGGCAGAUGUUUUCAUAGACAGCCAGGGAGUAAACACUGUUGGCUCUGUGGGCUGUAUGGUCUCUGCCAUAAAUAGUACAGAGAUGUGGCUGUGUCUAGUACAACUUUUAGACACAGAAAUCUGAAUGACAUAUAUUGUUCCGUGUCAAGAAACUUAGAUUUUUUUUUUUAACUAUUUAAAAACGUGAAACCUAUUCUUAGCUCACAGGCCAUGGAGAAGCUGGUGGGGACCAGACCCAGCUCCUUAGCUGGCUGGGCUGGGGAGGGGGCAGUGACAGUGGCAGCUGCUACUCACUGCUCAGUGUGGAAAACACAGGACUUGGCAAUCACAGCCCGCAGAACCAUCAUGUGUGGUAGAAGCCUGAGGGAUGCGGUUUCUUGCCCACGUGCUCUGUUCAUUUUCUGUUGUUUUUCUGCAUUUAAAGAAUUCACAUGGAAGCAUGUUUUAUAAAAUGAAUUACCAGAGAAACAGAGAUGGGCCGAGAUUUUCAGAAAUGGCCCCAUGUGACCAAGUUCUGCUGUUUGGGUGACAUUGCUUUGAAGAUCUCCUUUGAGGAUGUGCAGUCUUUUUUUUUUUUUUUUUUUUUUUGAGAUGGAGUUUUGCUCUUGUUGCCCAGGCUGGAGUGAGUGGCACAGUCUCGGCUCACUGCAACCUCCACCUCCUGGGUUCAAGCAGUUCUCGUGCCGCAGCCUCCCAAGUAGCUGGGACUACAGGCAUGUACCACCACGCCAGGCUAAUUUUUGUAUUUUUAGUAGAGAUGGGGUUUCACCAUGUCUCAAACUCCUGACCUCAGGCGAUCCACCCACCUCAGCGUCCCAAAGUGCUGGGAUUAUAGGCGUGAGCCACCGCGCCUGGCCUAUGAGCGGUCUUUUAAUCAGGAACAAAUCUAAUGGAAAGGAGAGUUGACUGAAGUUGGCCCACAGGAUUGUGAGCUGGGCAGUGCCUUCAUGAAGGCUUGCCACCUUGGGACGCCCCGGUUUACUGGGGUGUCUUGCGGAGUGCAGAAGGCUUUCUGGCAGCUGCCUGGGUUUGGCCAGACCCUGCCUCCCCUCCCGCCGGCCAACCCCUAGUCCCCUUCCUGUCUCCACUUGCAUUCAGGGGUGGCUGCUGUUCUGAGAACAUUAGAACUGGGAAGAGAGAUGGAGUCACAUGGAUUUUUGGUGGGCAUUAUUCUAAACUUUUGUAUCCAAGUUAGUCCCCCUUAUUCCACUGUGGCAUUGCCGUUCUAAGCAGUUACCUGAUGCCUGCUGCUGAAGAGCUGCUCACAGGAGGCGGCGGCGGCCCUGGCACUACCCCUUGCAUUAGGUCUUGUGUUUGAUGUGUUCUUGUGAAUUUACUUUGUCAGAACAAAAUAUUUACGCGUUGGGUUCAGGAAUUUCUCUUUUUAGCUCCCCAUCUGGCUGUGAAAUUCAGGAAACCUCCCGUUGCCUAAUAAUCACCCCAUGUAGGUGUACAUUGUGACAAAGUGCAUCUGACCACUAAGGGGCCCCCUCGGUGACCCCAACACAUUCACAGCAGUGUUAAAAUGGCCUGCGUUUCGGAGAUGCUGGCUGGCCUUUCAGUGCCUCCCAGGAAGACACAUGGCCUUUCCCUCUUCAGAUGCCUGAAGGGAGUGCUUUGAGGCAGGUGAUGUGCUGGGAGUGUGGGCGGCCUCCCUCCGGCCCCGGGGCCCUCUGUGGACCUUGGCUCCCUCCGUGGACCUGGGCUUCGUGGUGAGCACUGCAGCCUCCCUGGGCGUUCCCUCCAGCGCCAGCACCACUGCAACAUACAGACCUGAGUGCUAUUGUAUUUUGGCUUGGUGUGUAUGCUCUUCAUUGUGCAAAAUUGCUGUUCUUUUGACAAUUUAAGUGAUUGUUUUGUUUACUGUAAGUUUGAAAAUAAAAAUUAAGAAAAAAAUUCCAA
Molecule: messenger RNA, 5938 nt
Organism: Pan troglodytes (chimpanzee)
Lineage: Eukaryota; Metazoa; Chordata; Mammalia; Primates; Hominidae
Gene: USP22
Product: ubiquitin specific peptidase 22
Exons: 13
Coding region: 300-1919 (539 amino acids)
Biological process (GO): protein deubiquitination
Molecular function (GO): cysteine-type deubiquitinase activity; zinc ion binding
Source: RefSeq, a predicted model, not a curated record